Molecule: messenger RNA, 1155 nt
Organism: Camellia sinensis
Lineage: Eukaryota; Viridiplantae; Streptophyta; Magnoliopsida; Ericales; Theaceae
Source: RefSeq, a predicted model, not a curated record
UUGUUUGGGGGGUACUCCAAGUUCAUUUUCAUCUAUCAAUUUUGUCGGUUAUCUCCUCCUCUCUACGUUUUCCUAACAUAUGUGUUAGGAUAUCCGAAUACAUAUUAAUCUAAUCUGUAUCCUCCUCCUCCAUAUCCAAAAUUUGAGAUUGAGAUUGAGAUUGGUUUUGUUGAAGAAAAUGGGUUCAGUAUCUGCAGACAUUCAGUCUGCAGAUGAGGCUGCUGCUCAAGAUAGCAGCUUGGAGAACACUGAGAUAGAGCGCAGCAAAGUCGGAAUCAUGCGAGCCCUUGUUCAAAGAGAAGACCCCUCUGCUAAGGAAGUAGAUGAUUUGAUGAUCCGGAGAUUUCUACGAGCUCGUGAUCUAGAUAUUGAAAAGGGUUCUAGCCUACUUCUAAAGUACCUAAAAUGGAAGCGAGAAUUUGUUCCAAACGGCUCCAUAUCUGCCUCAGAAAUUCCAAAUGACCUUGCCCAAAACAAGUUGUUCAUGCAGGGAGUAGAUAAGAUGGGGCGCCCAAUAGUAGUUGGCUUUGGUAGCAGACAUUUACCCUCCAAGGGGAGUCUGGAAGAGUUCAAGCGUUUUGUGGUUUACAGUCUCGAGAAGAUAUGUGAUAGAAUGCCAAGCGGACAGGAAAAAUUCGUUUGCAUUGGAGACUUUAAGGGAUGGGGAUACACUAACAGCGACGUUCGAGGAUACCUGGCAUCUCUAUCAAUCUUACAGGAUUGUUACCCAGAGAGGCUAGGCAAGUUAUUUGUAGUCCAUGUGCCAUAUGUAUUUAUGACGGCAUGGAAGGCUGUCUAUCCAUUUAUCGACAAGAAAACAAAAAAGAAGAUAGUUUUUGUGGAGGAUAAAAAGCUGAAAUCAACUCUGCUUGCUGACAUUGAUGAGAGCCAACUCCCAGAGAUCUAUGGAGGCAAACUACCAUUGGUUCCUAUACAAGACUGUUAAUUAGCGUAGCCAAUUUUCAGAGACCUUGGAACCAUUCAUAUUCCUAUACACGACUGUCAAUUAGGUGAUUCAUGUCAUUUAACCUUCUGAAAAAGGGAAAGUUAAAGAGGAAGCUGCUGCCAGUUUUUAUCUUCUAACAAUGCUUGUGUUACAAAAUUGAUAUUGUUUAUAUCAUUAAGCAUUUGAUAUGCCAUUUGAGUAUUAAGGAA